AAGAGCUAGCUGGGCGUAAGGGAGUUCUUCGCUUGCUGGCUCCAUGCAAAGAGGUGUUCAAAGCUUUGACGCUAGCUAAGAAACUAGGACCAGAAGUUUACGAAGGAACCGAAGGCAAUAUAAGGAAGCUACUUUGAGAUGUACCUGAGCUAAUGGGCGCCUUAAUCCACACCGCUAAAGAUGGGGACUGGAGUAGGCUGGCAGUGGUUUCAAAGUUGAGGCAGCUGAUGACAGAAAUAGAAGAUGAAUUCGUUGAGGAAGAAGAGGUAUGAAGAGAUAACUUACAAGUUGUAUGUGGAUAGUUAUACUUGCUUAUUGAGUUGUGGAUGAUAAUUUAGGCUUCAGACAAUUUGGUUCUAGGAUUUCAGGUUCAUCGAUUUGCAGGGUAUCCAUGGUAGUUACACCCUCAUCCUAGCUUUACCAGAAAUACAUUUUCUCAAUCAUCGUUUGGUAAAUUUGCAAUGGAAACUCACUGAAAAUCAGAAGGGGAAAUGGGGAAAACCCAGUGGUAAUUUUUUGGGUUACUCACCAUCAAAACUUUUCUCUAGACUUCCAAUUUUUUUGAACGGUUGAUUGAAGUGUGGCCGGCAGUAUAACACCCCUUCAAAGGAAUUGUAGUUGCCAAGCUGCAAAGUGAAAUCCAAGUGAAGCUCUUAAUUGACUCAACUUGUAGUGUGGUUAGAUGUGGUCUGAGCUCCUGUAAUCGUAGAUACCAGCCAACUAGAUGAUGGAAAUAGUAGGUUUUGUUGCUGUUCAUUAUGGUCUGCCAUAAUUGAUAAAACUUAUUUGAUUCUCCCCCAAUAUUUGUGUUUUGGAUAUCUAAGCACUCAUCACACUGACAUCAGAUACACUGUUUUGGCCGGUUAACUGAUAUUGGUAUUUUGCUUUCUUUAAUUACGACCAAGUCCUAAUGGACCGAGUACAAGAAUUAGCUUGUCUUUCAUAGAUGUCAAUUAGCUUGUCUUUUAUUCACGUUAGCUUAAGUGGGAACCUCUUUCUAAGCACUAUUAAGAUUGUAGUUGUUCAACUUUGCUUUUGAAGUCCCCUGCUACUUUCCCUGGGGUCUUUGUAUCUCUGUUCAUUCAUUUUCCCUUGCUUUGACAACAUUGGUAGAAGUCAGUUACCUUGUUUUUCAUGCAUGUAUGCUUAAGUGGGAACCUUUUUCCUUUCGUUGGAAGUUAUGAUUGUGAGAGAAGCUUGCAUCUUUGCUGAUUCUUCGUCUCGAGCUCUCAAGGGUGCUAAGGAAUGCGAUGGAGAAAGUACCAGAACCAUUGGUGUGAUUGGUAAAAUCGAUCAAGUUGCUUCUGACCAGAAAGCCCUUGCAGUUGUUCAGACUCUUUUGAACUCAUUGGAGACUGCAUGGAAUGCAGAGAGUGAGAGUCUGAAGUCCAUACUGACUGGAGCACCAUAAAGUAAGCUGGGUAGAGUAGCUUUGGGGGAUGCUCUGGCAUAGUAGAUUCGUAAACGUAUGAAAGUUCGGAUUCCUAACCUCCUAUCAGGGUUUUGCUAGUUCAAUUUGUUGGUGUUUGUCGGUUGAACUAGCCAUUGAAGAAUUGGUUUCUUACUGGGAGAUUUCAUUAUCUACCUCAUAAAUCAUGAGGAGAUAAGUAAGAACAAGGGAGGAAAGAAUAGAAAAGCAAAGCAUGAAUCAAAUGGUUCUCAUUAGUUAUUUGUAUUCUGCAACUGCUCAGGAUUCAACAGUAGAACAUGUGAUAGCCAUUACCGCCAGAGGGAACAACGUCAUGUUGAUUGAAACCUCGCUGAUCACACUUUUUCAAGGCCUGUUCGUACACGUCUGCAGAGCUUGGUAGAAAGAUUAAAUAGGCCACUGUCGAACCAACCAGAACAUGAUCACAAGCUACCUCAAGGGCACCCUCAACUUCAGGGUAACCCUUUGCUUCUUCAUUAUCAGCUCAAAAAGAGUUUUGUGUUUUUCCAAGCUGCUAAACUGAUGAUUGUUUGUUUGUUUAUUCAGGGUUUUGUGAUCUCGGACUGGUAAGGAAUUGAUAGGAUCACCAGGCUCUUGUGAGAAAAUAUUCUAUUAGGUUGAGUUUUUUGGUGUUAAGUUUAUGGCAAUUCAUGUUUAGCCAUGUGAACAAUAGUAUGGAUCAUGAAUCAUGAUACAGAUUAUGUAUUGAUGUAUGGUA
Linum tenue is the source of this 2147-nucleotide messenger RNA. Lineage: Eukaryota; Viridiplantae; Streptophyta; Magnoliopsida; Malpighiales; Linaceae. The record is from the annotation of a GenBank genome assembly.